AUGUCAACGUAUCGCGGCCGGACAGGCCCGAAUUUUUCGGAGUAUCUCAACAAUUUGAAUACUCUGACGUCGCCCUACGACCAGGAGCAGUUCCCGACGGAGGAGCUGGACAUCAGCCAGGACUUGGCCAUGUUCACAAAUACCGAUUUUACCCAUUUUGACAUCCCUGCGCUACCCGAAGACGGCUCCUUCAAUUUCGACCUGAAUGAAAACAAAAGCAAUCCACACAAUGUGAAGUACGAAGACCUACUCGCGGGUACGUCGCCGAGUCAGAACCAGCAACUGCCUCAUAUGGACACCUCGGCCGCAGAGCCUUCACACUAUUAUAGCACCUACAAUACUCCCAUACAGCCUGCGCCUGCACAGGGCUUCGGCAACCAUGACUCCCUGGGUUCACCUAGUGCUCAGACGGCGGCUGGCGGUAAGAGAAAAGGUGAAUCGCUCGAUCCAAAUACGUUGAGUCCCGAAGAUAAGUCCCGCGUGGCUGCUGAGGAGGAUAAAAGGCGGAGGAACACCGCGGCGAGCGCAAGAUUCCGGGUGAAGAAGAAGCAACGUGAGCAGGCAUUGGAACGUACGGUCAAGGAGGUGCAGGAAAAGAACUCGAAGCUGGAGGCCAAGGUGAACCAACUGGAGAUGGAGAAUAAGUGGCUGAAGGAUUUAAUCACAGAGAAGAAUGGACUUGCGUCCAAGGAGGAGGUGGCAGCGGCGUAUCAAAAGUAUCGCAAAGAGAGUGAAGAGCGAGAUGUAAAAGCCUCUGAGCACACGACCGGUGUUGGGACCGACUGA
This is a messenger RNA of Cladophialophora yegresii CBS 114405, 786 nucleotides long. RefSeq lists its product as uncharacterized. Gene Ontology annotation, cellular component: nucleus. The coding region runs from base 1 to 786 and encodes 261 amino acids. Gene Ontology annotation, biological process: regulation of transcription by RNA polymerase II. The record is from RefSeq and is a predicted model, not a curated record. Gene Ontology annotation, molecular function: RNA polymerase II transcription regulatory region sequence-specific DNA binding; DNA-binding transcription activator activity, RNA polymerase II-specific. NCBI's taxonomy places the organism in Eukaryota, Fungi, Ascomycota, Eurotiomycetes, Chaetothyriales, Herpotrichiellaceae. The transcript has a single exon.